GAUUUGAAAAUAGUUUAAUAUCUACUUGACGUGACUCACUGAUUUUCAGGUGAAACAGGAUAUCUAUCAAAAUGUUCGAUUGACGGUUUUUUACUAUGUCAAGAACAUCAUAAAUUCCUACAAUCUUUUAUUUAAAUUUUCCUUUCGAAACAAAUUCAUCAAAAUAGAGCCCACAACGUAGCGAAGGAAAUUUAUUGGAGAAUUACAAACCCCGGAGGGUGAGUAGUAAAUAACCGACAGCUCCAACCCCAAACAGUGCUUAGUUCCCGGCUCGAAAUUGCCAGGGUUGGACGUGAAGGAGGAGGAAACUCAUCAUUGUUGUCCUCAAGUGUUGAAUAGCGAGGGUGAAAAAUCGUAUCCCUUUACGGGUACUCCUUGCUUUCUCGUUCAUUUGAUUUUCUAUUCAUGCGCAGUGGCCGUGUUGUUUAUAGUCCUCGUACUCGUAAUAGCUCAUCAUCUUCAUCAUCUGUAGUACGGGUACAAUCUGAAUUGCAAUUUUUUGUGGUGAAUAUUAUUCGGUAUUAAAGUGAAAUCAAGUGUUAAAUGCUAGAAUGGCCGAGGAAGGGGGCAAACCCGAAGGAGAGGGUGAUAAGAAAGUUGUGCACGUGUAUCCACUAGUUAAGCAUUCUGAUAUGGUCGAGGAAAUGCGAACGGAAGCGAUUGAAUUGAGUAUCACAGCCUGUGAGAAAUAUGCACAGAAUUAUGAGCUUGCUGCACGCACAAUCAAAGAAACUAUGGAUAAGAAGUUCGGCACCUACUGGCAUGUAGUGGUGGGCGAAGGAUUCGGCUUUGAAGUGUCGUACGAAACGAAAAACAUCUUAUAUCUAUUUUUCGGAGGCAAUUUAGCGAUAGUCGUGUGGAAGUGCUCGUAAUACGUGAUACACACGUGAAUGAUACACGUUACUUUUAAAGUAGUUUUUAUUUUCGAAUCAUUAUAUAUAAAAGACACCAUCGAAGCAUUUUAGCCAUGUUACACUCAAACUGAGCCGUCCGUGAAACUGAAAAUUCUAAUAAAUGGCGAAACACCCACAGAUUUCUCAGGAAAUUUUUAAAAGAAUUGCACUUGUUAAUGAAAAUUGGAUGAAUAUUUUUAUAUCGCUGCACGUAAAUUUGUAAUUUUAAUAAAGCACUUUUAAAACAAAUUUGCUGAUUCAGUAA
Hermetia illucens (black soldier fly) is the source of this 1158-nucleotide messenger RNA. Its product is annotated as dynein light chain 4, axonemal. The transcript has 4 exons. Gene Ontology annotation, cellular component: dynein complex. Gene Ontology annotation, molecular function: dynein light intermediate chain binding; dynein intermediate chain binding. Lineage: Eukaryota; Metazoa; Arthropoda; Insecta; Diptera; Stratiomyidae. Gene Ontology annotation, biological process: microtubule-based process. The record is from RefSeq and is a predicted model, not a curated record. The coding region runs from base 552 to 872 and encodes 106 amino acids.